AUGUCGGCCCAGUCUCAGCCCCACAUGCUCAAAACCCAACCGCAGAGCGACGCGUCCCCGUCCGCGCCCGCGGCGCCGCCGCGGCGGCCGCUGCCCCCUCCGCCGGGGCAGUUCCGGCUCACGGAGCAGGCGCUGAGCGUCAUCUCGGAGCCGGUGGUGGCGGCGUUCUGCGCGGGCGGCGCGGCGGGCGCGGUGUCGCGCACCGUGGUGUCGCCGCUGGAGCGCCUCAAGAUCCUGUUCCAGGUGCAGAGCGCCGGGCGCGACGAGUACAGGCUCGGCGUCGGCAAGGCGCUCGGGAAGAUGUGGCGCGAGGAGGGCUGGCGCGGGUUCAUGCGCGGCAAUGGCACCAACUGCAUACGCAUCGUGCCGUACUCGGCGGUCCAGUUCGGCAGCUAUAAUUUCUACAAGCGGAGUUUAUUCGAGGCGUACCCCAAUGCCGACUUGAGCCCUCUUACACGCUUAACCUGCGGAGGUAUGGCUGGUAUUACCUCGGUGACGUUCACCUACCCCCUCGACAUCGUUCGGACGCGCCUCUCGAUCCAAUCCGCCUCAUUCGCGGUCCUCGGAUCGAAACCGAAGGAACUUCCCGGGAUGUGGGCGACGAUGGCGUCCAUGUACAAGAAUGAGGGAGGGUUUGCCGCCUUAUACAGAGGCAUUAUUCCCACGAUUGCGGGAGUGGCACCAUACGUGGGCCUGAACUUCAUGGUGUACGAACACAUACGGACGUACCUAACGCCCGAGGGAGAAAAGAGUCCCGAUGCUUGGAGGAAACUCCUCGCCGGUGCGGUCUCGGGAGCCGUCGCGCAGACGUGCACAUAUCCAUUUGAUGUGCUUCGUCGCCGGUUCCAGAUAAAUACCAUGUCUGGAAUGGGUUACCAGUACAAGUCGAUACCAGACGCAGUCAGGGUCAUCGUGACGCAGGAAGGCAUAAAAGGCCUGUAUAAGGGUAUUGUCCCGAACCUGCUCAAGGUCGCGCCAAGUAUGGCCUCGAGCUGGCUGAGCUUCGAGGUUGCCCGGGAUUUCUUCGUCAGCCUGAAGCCGGCAGAGGACGUUCUCCUGCAAUAA
Phialemonium atrogriseum is the source of this 1065-nucleotide messenger RNA. RefSeq names its product mitochondrial carrier domain-containing protein. The transcript is spliced from 5 exons. The coding region runs from base 1 to 1065 and encodes 354 amino acids. Gene Ontology annotation, biological process: adenine nucleotide transport; transmembrane transport. The record is from RefSeq and is a predicted model, not a curated record. Gene Ontology annotation, molecular function: nucleotide transmembrane transporter activity. NCBI's taxonomy places the organism in Eukaryota, Fungi, Ascomycota, Sordariomycetes, Cephalothecales, Cephalothecaceae.